Molecule: messenger RNA, 441 nt
Organism: Asparagus officinalis (garden asparagus)
Lineage: Eukaryota; Viridiplantae; Streptophyta; Magnoliopsida; Asparagales; Asparagaceae
Product: cell division cycle 20.2, cofactor of APC complex-like
Exons: 3
Coding region: 1-426 (141 amino acids)
Biological process (GO): anaphase-promoting complex-dependent catabolic process; positive regulation of ubiquitin protein ligase activity; positive regulation of anaphase-promoting complex-dependent catabolic process
Cellular component (GO): anaphase-promoting complex
Molecular function (GO): protein binding; ubiquitin ligase activator activity; anaphase-promoting complex binding
Source: RefSeq, a predicted model, not a curated record
AUGGUUAUGAAUGUAGUGUCAAAGAUGCUUCUUGCUUCUUGUUUGAGUUUUCUUCCAUUAGAAUUGUGCAAUGUGCUCUCGAUUGCACUUGGAAAUACUGUGGAUUUGUGGAACGCUUUGAAUGUAUCAACAUCUGAGCUUGUGACAAUUGAUGAGGAUGUUGGUCCUGUGACUAGUGUUAGCUGGGCCCCUGAUGGCCAGCAUUUUGCUGUGGGGCUUAAUAAUUCUCGUAUUCAGUUGUGGGAUUCGACCAACAGUCGACUGCUAAGAACAUUGAAAGGAGUCCACAGAUCUUGGGUCGGCUCUCUCGCCUGGAACAACAACAUCCUAACAACCGGAGGAAUGGAUGGAAAAAUCGUAAACAACGAUGUCAGAAUCCGAUCACACGCCAUCCAAACUUACCAAGGCCCAAUCAAAGACCUCUAAAUAUGUAUACUGUGG